Molecule: messenger RNA, 2393 nt
Organism: Athene cunicularia (burrowing owl)
Lineage: Eukaryota; Metazoa; Chordata; Aves; Strigiformes; Strigidae
Gene: MITD1
Product: microtubule interacting and trafficking domain containing 1
Exons: 7
Coding region: 11-763 (250 amino acids)
Biological process (GO): midbody abscission
Cellular component (GO): midbody
Source: RefSeq, a predicted model, not a curated record
CGCGGCGCCCAUGUCCCGGGCGGGGGGCGAUGGCACCGCCGCGCUGGAGCGGGCCGGGGCGGAGACGGUGAGGCGGGCGGUGGAGUUGGACCUGGCGUCUCGGUUCCAGGAGUCGCUGGUGUGUUACCAAGAGGGCAUCGACCUCCUGCUGCAGGUGGUGAAAGCCACGAAAGAUGAGGCGAAAAAGCAUCAUUACCGGCAGAAAAUAUCCGAGUACAUGACCAGGGCUGAAGACAUUAAAAAGCAUGUCGAAAAAGAGAAACGAGACGGCAAAUACCAUAAGCAAAUCAGGAUAGAGGAAAAUGCAACAGGUUUCAGCUAUGAAAAGCUUUUCCAAGAGUACCUUACUGAGAUUGUUUCCGAAGUUUGGGUGGAGGACCCCUACAUUAGGAGUGUUUAUCAGUUGUAUAACUUCCUACGGUUCUGCGAGAUGCUGGUUAAGGGACCAUGCAAAGUGAAAACAAUCCACCUUCUCACUUCCUGUGAUGAAGGCAGUGGGAGGACUCAACAGAUAAAUGGCUUGGAAGAAAUACAACAAUCAUUGAGGAACUAUGGAGUAACACUGAAUUUUGAAUUUUCAUCUUCAAUACAUGAUCGAGAAAUUAGAUUCAACAAUGGAUGGAUGAUUAAGAUUGGAAGGGGUCUUGAUUAUUUUAAGAAACCAAAGGGUCGUUUCAGCAUUGGAUACUGUGACUUUGACUUGCGACCUUGUUAUGAAACAACAGUGGAUGUCUUUCAUACUAAACAUACAAAGAAAAUGUGAUCAGAUAUGACUGCUUUUAAUGACUGAUUUUAUAAGCAUAAAAAUGUGAGACUAGAAGAUGCUGCUUGAGUCCAGCUGACCACCCUCAGAAGCAAUUCUUCUAAGUCCAGCACAGCUUUUAUAAUCUAUAGGUUUAAGAAUAUUUGAGACUUCUCAGUCUGAGAAAACACACCUGUACAAUUCCUCCACUGUACUUCUUCCAUAAUCUUAAUUAAUACAGUCCAUGGCUCUAUUUGAUCUUGAUUUCAUAACAGACCCUCAAUAUUGUCUCUCAGAGGCCUCUUUGUUGUAAUUUCUAUUUUUACUAUUAACUUUGUCUUGAGCAGAUUUUUUUUUCUUUAUAUAAAUGACCACCUCACAAGCAUUGGAAGCUGGGCUGCCUCAUGUCCUCUUUUGUAAGCAGCCUCAUUUAUUUCCUUUAAUUCCUGUAUUCUAGUCAUGACUACUGUUCUGCUGUUUUAGUCAAUCCUGUAGUACCUGAUUUCACAGACUUUACUAGUAAACCCAAAUGUAACAUUCAAUUUUCCAAGUUCCUUGCAUAUGAACAUUGUAGUGUUCAGUAUACAGACAUUUUAGGGUUGUCUAAUGUGCCUCUGCAUGAUGAAUUUGGGGCUGGAAAGGAUGCAAACAGGUUUAUUAUUUUCCCUGUCACUCCUGUAUGUUCUUUUAUUCCGUGAUGUAUGGUCAUAUAACUCAUUUUCAUCCUUUGCUUUAGGCAUGAAAAGGUUGUAUGAUCCUCUCCCAAUAUUUUUCCCUGACUUGCACGUUUAAUGUUCUUCCAGCUAGUCAUGCCAGUGUGAACUGCAGUAAGCUAUUUCCCUGCUAUUAAGGUACUCCCCUAAAAAAAAAAAAAAAGUAAUUUUUAAAUUCUUCCAGAAGUUGGAUACCCUGAAACUUUCUUGCUAAUAAUGAUUCUAAGGAUAUGCUGACUGGAAGAAAGACAGAGCCUUUUGUUCCCUUCAUCCUCUGGAAAGCGAAAGGGAUCAUGUAAGCUGCUUUUUCUCCUAGUAUAGAAGUUCAUGACCAUUGUCAGCAAGAAUCUGAAAAAUCAUAUAUUCUGACAUGAACCUCUUUUGCAGGUCCCAUCAAAUUUUUUUCAGCCACAGGACUGAUAGGUGCCUUACAUUUUCUGCAUCUUGUAAUACAGUAUACCUCCAUAUUUUAGUAGCGUGUUCAUUGCUAGAGACUUAUCUCCUUCCUAUGUUUAUUUUGCUGAUGACUGGUGUAUUCCAUUAUCCUUUUUUUAUUAUUUGCUUUAUUCUUUCACCUUCUGUCACCUAACGCUGCUAUUCUUUUAGUCUUCCAUUAACAUAACAAAUCUAUUCCACAGCUAUCGAGAAGAAACAGCUGGUGUUUAGUUUGUUCUCUGUGUCACAAUUUGCCAGUGGCCUGCCUUCUUUAUCCUUUUGCAUAAUAAUGCCUCAGCUUUUAAGUGUUAGAUCAGCAAAAAGAGUAACAUAUAUGCCACAGAAGCUGUAUGCUACCGGUCAGGCCCCCCAGACAUUCCACAGAAGCUCGCUGGCUUGCUGGUGUGAUACUAGGUUUCUGGUCACUGUCAUCAGUUUUGUUCAGUUGCAUAUAAUGUAUGCCUAUUUUUAUUGGGAAUAAAGGUUAUUUUUUAUUAUUUGUA